AAGAGCUUUUCUACCAACCAUGAUGAACAACAACCACGGUCACGUUGUCACGGUGGCUUCGGCAGCAGGUCAUUUUGUGACUUCUUUCAUGGUGGCUUACUGUUCAAGCAAGUUUGCUGCAGUUGGAUUUCACAAAGCUCUGACAGAGGAGCUGUCUACCCUGGGAAAGGACGGAAUAAAAACUACGUGUCUUUGUCCGGUUUUUAUAAACACUGGAUUUGUCAAAAACCCCAGUACGAGGCUUGGAAAGAUUUUGGAGAUUGAAGAAGUUGUAGAGGCCCUGAUGGAAGGAAUACUGACCAACCAGAAAAUGAUUUUUGUUC
Aptenodytes forsteri (emperor penguin) is the source of this 323-nucleotide messenger RNA. RefSeq names its product estradiol 17-beta-dehydrogenase 11-like. The record is from RefSeq and is a predicted model, not a curated record. Gene Ontology annotation, molecular function: oxidoreductase activity, acting on the CH-OH group of donors, NAD or NADP as acceptor. NCBI's taxonomy places the organism in Eukaryota, Metazoa, Chordata, Aves, Sphenisciformes, Spheniscidae. The transcript has 3 exons. Gene Ontology annotation, cellular component: lipid droplet. The annotation marks the transcript as partial.